This is a messenger RNA of Oncorhynchus gorbuscha (pink salmon), 4417 nucleotides long. RefSeq lists its product as uncharacterized. Bases 271 to 2820 code for a protein of 849 amino acids. NCBI's taxonomy places the organism in Eukaryota, Metazoa, Chordata, Actinopteri, Salmoniformes, Salmonidae. The record is from RefSeq and is a predicted model, not a curated record. The transcript is spliced from 7 exons.
CCUCAGCUGUGCCGCCGCGUCAUAUCUUCCAACACAGUCCGAACUUCCUCGCAUGCCUCUCCGGGCGGCCCAUCCACUAUAGCUGCUCAUAUCAAAUGAGCAUUUUUCACCGGGCGCCACCGGAAACCUUCCCGCGGCUCAUUGUGGAGAGCACAAGCAGAGCUGGGCGUCAUGAAUUAAACAAAAGCCUGCAUUUACAAAUCUGAUCACCAAACCCCGCUGCAAGUGUGGUGUGGUUGGACCCAAGGCAGCAGAGCUGUUGCAGUGGAGAUGGUUUUGGACCCGGGUGAGGACUGUAUGGAUCGGACAGAUGUCGACGGGGUCGGAGGGAGCAGCAGCACCACAGACCUGACGGGUCUAGAACCAAGACCGGACCCUCGCAAAACCACCACAACCGACAGCACCGGACUAGAAAACACCAGCCCAGAGCCUCCCAAAACCACCAACAACAACAGCACCAGACUAGAAAACACCAAACCAGAGCCUCCAAAAACCAACAGCACCGGACUAGAAAACACCAGUCCAGAGCCUCCCAAAACAACCACCAACAACAGCACCAGACUAGAAAACACCAGUCCAGAGCCUCCCAAAACAACCACCAACACCAGACUAGAAAACACCAGUCCAGAGCCUCCCAAAACCACCACCAACACCAGACUAGAAAACACCAGCCCAGAGCCUCCCAUAACCAACAGCACCGGACUAGAAAACACCAAACCGGAUGCCCCCAAAACCACCACCAACAGCACCCCCACUAGAACAGAAGAGACCAGGCCUGACACUACCAAAACCACCACCAACAGCACCCCCACUAGAACAGAAGAGACCAGGCCUGACACUACCAAAACCACCACCAACAGCACCCCCACUAGAACAGAAGAGACCAGGCCUGACACUACCAAAACCACCACCAACAGCACCCCCACUAGAACAGAAGAGACCAGGCCUGACACUACCAAAACCACCACCAACAGCACCCCCACUAGAACAGAAGAGACCAGGCCUGACAUUACCAAAACCGCCACCAACAGCACCCCCACUAGAACAGAAGAGACCAGGCCUGACACUACCAAAACCACCACCAACAGCACCCCCACUAGAACAGAAGAGACCAGGCCUGACACUACCAAAACCACCACCAACAGCACCCCCACUAGAACAGAAGAGACCAGGCCUGACACUACCAAAACCGCCAAAAGAACAGAGGAACCAACAGCGGCUCCUCCCACCACCACCAACACCAGGCUCCACGCCAGGACAAGCCGUGUCACUAAGAGGGAGCGGGUAUCCAACUCCCAGAAUGGACCCCAGCCUCAACCUCAGUCGUUGGUGGCAGAUGUCAGCCUUACGCCCAGCCCUAGGGCCAGUGUUGGCUCCUCUACCAACUCCUCUCGCUCAGUCUUGCCAUACGAUGGACCGGUUGUCUCUCUGCGGCGGGACGUCACCGUGGCAACGGCCUCGUCUCGGAAUAAGGUGGCGACCAGACCCGCUCUCCGCCGGCCUCUCAGCCUGGACGUGACGCCCCUGCGCCUCCGUGGCUCCGAGCCCGCUCUGGACCGUGGGGUCCUACAACCCCCCUGGCGCAGCGCUGGUGGUCCCUCCACUGCCCCCUCGCCCCCAGCACGCUCCCUCACCAGCCCCAGCCUGGGCCCCGGAGGCUGGAUGCGCCGCAGCGAGAGCACCUGUACCGUCAACAACUCCUCAAUGGGCCUCCGGGCCACCAGGGGGCGUAUGCGUCCAGCCACCUCCCUUCCCCACAUUGCCCGGGGGUUUGGAGGGGCCUCCCCGCUGCCCUUGCCCUCCACACCGCGAGGCCCCUGUCUCCUUGUGGCCCUAAGACCCAUUAACCUAGACCAGGAGAGGCAGGCCUUCUUCCAGUCCGACUAUAAAUACGACCCCCAGUUUGAGUACUCGACCCUGGAGCCCAGCACUGUGCUGGAGAAAUACAAAGAUGGAUCUGACCUCUUCCUCUCACAGGCUGUUGGGAUUAUGGAGUGUAUUCUGAGGAAGUUUGGUAACUAUGAGAACUUUGAGGAAGUGACGGGAGGAAGUAUUUUACCAAAGAGUCGAGUCUGGGCUGCUGCACGCAAGUACCUGCAGAAGGAGAACUGUGUAGGAGAGGUGGUGGUGUGUCUGUCUGAUGAGCUGCUGUCCCAGGCGGUGAUGAUGGUGGAGAGUUGUCGUCCCACUCUGACUAUCAACCUGUCUGGAGCACGACAACACUGGCUGGAGGGCAUGCUCAGGCAUGAGAUAGGAACCCACUACCUUCGAGGUGUGAACAACAACCUCCAGCCCUGGUCUACUUCCGCAGGCAGGAAGCAGUAUGGCCUCAAACCGGCCAAUCCCACGGAAGAAGGACUGGCCAGCCUGCACAGUGUGUUGCUACGGAAACAGCCCUACCUGUGGCGCGCCGCUCUGCUCUACUAUACGGUGUAUCACGCCACCAGGAUGGGCUUCAGCCAGCUCUUCAGCCACAUCGCUCAGUUCGUCCAGGAUCCCGCGGUGCGCUGGGAGUAUUGCCUCAGAGCCAAGAGGGGACAGACGGACACCUCGGAGCCUGGCUGUUUCAGUAAAGAUCAGGUGUACCUGGACGGAAUCCUCAGGAUUCUACGACAUCGGAGGAACAUCGACUUCAAGAUGCUGACCUCGCUAGGCAAGGUGUCGUUUGAGGACGUAGAAAGGCUACGGCACAUCGCUGUCCUGCGCCGGACCAGAAUCCCUCACUUCAUGCAGGACCAGGAGAAAUACCUUCAGAAUCUGGACCACAUCGUCACGGUCAACGAACUGAGCGACGCUCAGCUUAGAGAACUCCUUCCCUGACCGACCGACGGACCGACCUUCAGCUGAGCGUGGUAGAUCACCUGCUGGGCGUCAACAAAGGUGGCGAUUCAACAUGUAGAAUGGUCGGGAAAUGAAUAGAAAAUGGCGGAUGAUGUUCGGUGGUCAGAGGCGUUAAGAAUGGUCACCUGCUGCUAAUUACCUCUGGUCAGCGUGGUCUGUUUUCCCCUUGACUGACUGACUCCCUCUGGUCUAGACUGGCCAUCCCAUCCUUGACUGACUCCCUCUGGUGUAGCCUGGCCAUCCCAUCCUUGACUGACUGACCCCUCUGGUCUAGACUGGCCAUCCCAUCCUUGACUGACUGACCCCUCUGGUCUAGACUGGCCAUCCCAUCCUUGACUGACUGACUCCCUCUGGUGUAGCCUGGCCAUCCCAUCCUUGACUGACUGACCCCUCUGGUCUAGACUGGCCAUCCCAUCCUUGACUGACUGACCCCUCUGGUCUAGACUGGCCAUCCCAUCCUUGACUGACCCCUCUGGUCUAGACUGGCCAUCCCAUCCUUGACUGACUCCCUCUCGUCUAGACUGGCCAUCCCAUCCUUGACUGACUCCCUCUCGUCUAGACUGGCCAUCCCAUCCUUGACUGACUCCCUCUCGUCUAGACUGGCCAUCCCAUCCUUGACUGACUCACUCUGGUCUAGACUGGCCAUCCCAUCCUUGACUGACUCCCUCUCGUCUAGACUGGCCAUCCCAUCCUUGACUGACUCCCUCUCGUCUAGACUGGCCAUCCCAUCCUUGACUGACCCCCUCUGGUCUAGACUGGCCAUCCCAUCCUUGACUGACUCCCUCUCGUCUAGACUGGCCAUCCCAUCCUUGACUGACUCCCUCUCGUCUAGACUGGCCAUCCCAUCCUUGACUGACUCCCUCUGGUCUAGACUGGCCAUCCCAUCCUUGACUGACUCCCUCUCGUCUAGACUGGCCAUCCCAUCCUUGACUGACUCCCUCUCGUCUAGACUGGCCAUCCCAUCCUUGACUGACUCCCUCUCGUCUAGACUGGCCAUCCCAUCCUUGACUGACUCCCUCUCGUCUAGACUGGCCAUCCCAUCCUUGACUGACUCCCUCUCGUCUAGACUGGCCAUCCCAUCCUUGACUGACCCCUCUGGUCUAGACUGGCCAUCCCAUCCUUGACUGACUCCCUCUGGUCAUAGACUGGCCAUCCCAUCCUUGACUGACUCCCUCUGGUCUAGACUGGCCAUCCCAUCCUUGACUGACUCCCUCUCGUCUAGACUGGCCCUAAUCCUCCCAAGUGUCAUUCAUCACUCUGCUGUUGGAAAGCCCUGGCAAAUGAAGGCCAGUGUCCGACAGACAGAGUUUGUGGAACGAACAGAUCAACACUCAGAUCAUAUCUACUACGCUUGGAUCAUAUUCACUAUGGCUGGGGCCUAAACAGCACCCUACUCUCUGUAUAGAGCCCUAUGGACCUUGGUCAACAGUAGUAAACUACCGUAUGGACCCAGGUCAACAGUAGUACACUACCCUAUGGACCCAGGUCAACAGUAGUACACUACCCUAUGGACCCUGGUCAACAGUAGUGCACUACCCUAUGGACCCUGGUCAACAGUAGUGCACUACCCUAUGGA